This is a messenger RNA of Physcomitrium patens, 1467 nucleotides long. RefSeq lists its product as uncharacterized. Lineage: Eukaryota; Viridiplantae; Streptophyta; Bryopsida; Funariales; Funariaceae. The record is from RefSeq and is a predicted model, not a curated record.
CUGCAUUGCAAGAUCCCGUGGAACAUGAACCCUAAACCAUGGCCAAAAAAACACCAUUACCGGAAACCACGCAAUGAUCAAUCAAUACAAGAUUUCGCAGUCGUUGCUGCGAUUCGAAGCUUGAGAUCGAAGCUUUCUCGUUGUCCAUCAGCGUUCUCAAAACGACGGCGGGAUUGUCAGAGGAUUUGGGAAGAGUCGCUCCCUGAGCUCGGAAUCGUUGCUGCAACGGGAGGUUUCGGGCGGAGAUUGGCGCCUGGGCAUUUGGGACCGAGGGUCGACGAUAUGGUGCAGUUUGCGAGUGAAGAGGCGCGGGAAUGGAGAGAAGCGCUGGAUGCGUACGAGGACAGGCUGCGAGCCAUAGCGGAUCCGAAGCUCGUGGAGCUGGAUACGUUUUAUCGUGUGGAGCUGCCCGCGGUGGUGGCCGAGCGGCGGCCGGAGGCGCACAUCUCGCAGCCCGAGCUCGCGAAGAUCAUGGACUGGAAGCUGAGUCGCGGGAAAUGGAGGGCUCGACUGCAGAGCUUCGUGGCGGGCCUUAGCGAUGACGAGGUGCGGGCGGCAUCGCGGAAAGCAUUUGCGGCACUUCCGAACCUGAAAGAAGCCAUCGCCCAGCUCUCUGUGCUCAAGGGUGUAGGACCUGCAACUGCAUCGGCCGUGCUGGCCGCAUAUGCGCCUGCUGAAGCCCCAUUCAUGUCCGAUGAGGCUAUGGUUGCUGCGGCAGGGAGUACCAAAGACUAUACGCUGAAGUCGUACCUUGCCUUCGCAGACAAGCUCCGGGAAAAAGCGCAUGAGCUCAGCAAAUCAGGUGAGACUAUGGAGAACUUUACGCCCUCGGAUGUCGAGAGAGCUCUGUGGUCGACUGCAGCUGCGAGCAUGCCAAGAAAGACCUCCAAGUCCGCCACGGCAGGUGCUUCAGCCACAACCAAGAGCGUGAAGAGGAAAAGAGGGACCUAAUGGAUGGCAUCGAUGUUCUGUCUCAGUUCUUUCCACGCGCAGCGUCCCAGGGAUCUACCACUGGUUCCCUCAGGUCCUGUGGUCUGCGAGUUGCGUGAUGUGAACAUAGACUCGUCGAAAUCGGUACCUGCAUGAGAACAGGAUCAUGCCGUGGAUCGAGAGCUUCGGGAGGGGACGUGAUGGCUACACCAACCUCAAGGCUUGUGGAGUCUAUGUGAGUCGAAGAGGGGCUUUUGCGGAGCAUCUCUCAUUCUGUGCAAGUUAAAUCGAUCUGCGCCAGACGUUCCGCUGAAGCCUGCUCGAUAGGCCAAACUCAACACCCAGUACGAUGAGCACGAGUGAAAGUAAAUAGCAAAUGCGGAUUGUUAUGAACUACCUAGCCAUGCGUGUACUCUCAUCACUGGUUGGUAACAUGUAGCUAACAUAUGAGGCCUUAGUUGCGCCAGGCUUGUGAUAAACCAUUUGCUGCGUCCCGAGUGGUCGUCGCCCAGUAAUCGAAACAGUUUUGCCUCACAA